UUGGUUUUUUUUUUUUCCCCUUCCACUUAUAUCCCUGUGUUAUAGCUUACCACUCUUUUAGUUACAUCAGCAUAACUGUUUUUGAAGUUGUGCAAACCAGAUGAUGAAAUGUUUUCAACUAAACUAAGCAAACAUAUUUACCUCUUACCACUCGGCUGUAGGGUCAUACAGUAAUCCACAUUAUAAACAGUUCCAUUGUUACAGCUAAGGGCUAAAUAUACUGCAACAUGGGAAUGGGAAGGCAUUUUGAAGAGGCCCCAGCCAAGAGCACCAUCAUCUUUAUUGCUGUGCAGUACAAUGUCACCUAUACCAUUGAUGACAACAGUGAGCAGUUUCAUUUUUAUGACUAUGGUCCAAAAGACUUUGCCACAAUCUUCUUCUACAUGCUUGUAGCUAUUAAUCUGCAUGCUGUAAUCCAGGAGUACAUAUUAGAUAAAAUUAAUAGACGUCUGCAUUUGUCAAAAACAAAGCACAGCAAAUUCAAUGAAUCAGGACAGCUAGCGUUUUUCUACUUGUUUUCAUUUAUAUGGGGAGCAAGUAUUUUGAAUGCAGAAGAAUUCAUGAUGAACCCAACCUCACUCUGGAAAGAUUAUCCCCAUUCUCGUAUGCUUUUUCAGGUAAAAUUCUUCUAUAUUUGCCAGAUAGCCUAUUGGCUUCACGCACUGCUGGAGCUAUACUUCCAAAGGAUCCGAAAGGAAGAUAUUCCAAGGCAGCUAUGUUAUAUUUGCCUUUACAUUGCUCAUAUCUCUGGUGCCUAUAUAUUAAAUUUGCAGCGUUUGGGGCUAAUUCUGAUGGUACCUCACUAUUUAGUGGAACUCAUUUUUCAUGCCUCACGUCUUUUCUACUUCAGUGAUGAAAACAAGCAAAAAGGAUUUACCAUUUGGGCUCUACUUUUCGUAAUGGUGCGUCUUUUGACCCUAACUUUAUCUGUCCUCACAUUUGGAUUUGGUCUGGCAAGAGCAGAGAAUCCAGGUUUUUCCAUAGCAGAUGGAAACUUCAAUGUACUCCCUGUGAGGAUUGGCUGCCUGGGUGCUGUUUGUCUAACACAGGCCUGGAUGAUGUGGAAAUUUAUAAAUUUUCAGCUGAAGAAAUGGAGAGAGCAUGUUAAGAACCAGAUUUCAAAGAAAAAAAUAACUAACACGAAGAACAAACGAACGAAAAAGGAACCAAACAGAGCUACCUUUGUCAAUGGAGCAGCAAAAUCAGAAUGUGGAGCAUCGCCAAGAAUAAGAAAAUCAAAACCAGUAUGAGAAUACAAGCUAGUAUCAGAAGACAACAUUUGACAGAAAAACAUUUGACUUAAAAAACUGAGACUGCAAAGCUAUUAUUUGGAUGUCUUAUUAUUUCAAUAGACACUAUCAGGUUAUAUUUUUUAAGUAUUUUUGUUAAUAACCCUACAUUUAUGACAAGAUCGUCUUUGAUCUACCUUAACCCAGUAGUCAUCUUAGCUUUAAUAAUGAAAACACAUUAAUUGGUUUGAACUUCUGGUUCUGUGAUCAGAAGUUAUUACAUUUCUGUAAUAUUUGCAUUACACAUGCUUCAGAAGGCUAAGUUAUCUGUCUAUUCAUUUGUGUUUACAAAAUCAAAAUUCUGUACCAAAAAGAUCUUACCAUGUCUGUGUGUUUCCCCCACUCUUCCCUCCCCAAGACUUUUUUCUUUAUUCAUCUUACAUGGAGUAAGAGGUAUAUCUGAAGUAGCCUGGUAAAAAAAGCAAAAAUUGUUCUAUACCUGAUUUCUCUUUAAAAAUUACAGAUUUUGAGAGAGGGCAAAUUCUGACAGGACAUCACUAGUCAUUUUUCAAUAUAAAGGUGAGACUAAUGUUUAGUAAAGAUGCAAAUUGUGUGCCUUGGGAAAAACGCUAGACUGCCUGUUGGAUUUUGCAGUGGAUUGUACUGUCUUGUAUGGGGCAGGGGGAAUAAAAAUAGCUGAUUAAUGUGUUAUAGUCUUAGCCCUUGUGAAAUAAAAGACAAAACUUCCAGAUAUUUCUAAAGAGCCAGUAUUUCAUGCUUGCAGUCAUGUGCCAGACUUUUUUUUUUUUCCUCAACUGUUUUUUUUCCUUUGAUUUAUAACUGGAAGGUCUUAAACUUCUGACUCUACUCAGAAGGUGUUCAAGGGAGGUGCUCAAACAAUACUGCAAUGAAUGUUUCACCAAGCAUAACCCUUUGUCCUUCUUUCUUGACCUGUAGAUAAUAAUUUAUUUUAGUCUGUCUCAAGGGUUUUAUGUCUAUGAAGGUAUUAAUUUGCUCCUUAUGUGAACACUUUAUCUGGAUAUGAUUUUAAUAUUAAUAUGAUUAUAUUAUAAAAAGAUUAAUGGUAUUUUUGUAAUUAACCCUCAUAGAUCUGAGGCUGGUAUCUCAAUGUUGGAUAAGUUUCAUUAACUCACUUUCUUAUUUACCAUAACUUUCUCUCUGCAAAUAGAUUGUAGGAAUAUUACAUUACUUCACUUAAGCCUGUGAAUUUCUACUGAAAAUGUUUACCAUGGAACUAGAAUACAUUUGCUAAUAUUUUUAAUAAACUUUUAAAAUAAUGAAUGCCUUGUUCAAUAGAAGUAUCAUCAUCUGAGCAGUUUUGGUAAAAUUUGCUUAGCCUUCAAGUAUUUCUUGGCAUGCUGCUCACAAGAUAAGGUUUUCUUUGAUGUAUACUGCAACUGUAAGCUUAUAGUCUCUAUAGAUUUCAAUUUGUGCACACCUAAUUUACCAGGCUUUCAAAAGUGAAUCCAGACAGUGGUUUAGGUGCCAGUAUCCACUUCUAGGCACAUAAAACUAGACAAUUUUGAACUUUAAAGAUUUUUUUUUUCUUUCAGUAUCAUUAGAAAGUAUGUUCCUAAUACUGCCACUUGAAUAAACUGAUUACACUCUUAAAUGUUCUUAUUGCAUGACACUCAUGAUGGCCAUUUCAAAGAAGCUUGAAUUUUUUCUUUAAAGAUAGUUUAUUUAAAUGAUUGUUUUAGAAAUACAAAUACAAUGCAAGUAUAUGUAUAGCUACUAUUGUAUUCCAUGUACACAUAUAUUUGAUGUAAGAAUCUCUUCCUUACAGCAUGAUUGAUUUUUUUUUUUUUUUAAAUUAAAAAUCACUGUCUAUAUAUUAAAUAUUUGGAUACAUACUUACAGUAACACCAAAUGCAUUAAAUGAAUUCUAGGCUUCUUAUUGUGAAGAUGUUUCAAAAAACUGUUUGUAACAAAAGGUCUGUUUUAGUUUAUUUAAAGCACUGUUCUUGCAAAUUUCACAGUGAAAUUACAGAUAUAAAGAUAGUUCCAUUGAAUUUAGAAAUAAAGAAAAUGAGCAGGUUGGUGUAGCAACUAGUUCACUAACAAAAAAAAGCAAGUGUAUAUGCUUUUAGAAGUAAACUGAAUUAAGGCAGUGAUUCUUAUGAUUUUUGUUUGUUUUUCAUUGGCUUGCUAAUAGAGAAUAUGUGAAAGCUGAAAUGUGAAGUGGCGGUUAAAUCAGAUGAAGAUGAUUUGUUUUUCUUUAAAUGUCUUUUUUUCUGGCUGAGUGAGAAUAAGGAGUCAGAACAGUAGAACUCAGGUGAAAAAGGAGUACUUAGAUGUAUUUUAAGCAACUUCUUUCUUUUUUAAAUUUACAAGACUAAGACAUUUCUGAGCUUAUCUUGGCAAUUACUUUUAAAAAUCCUUUUAUACUGUUUAAUUGAAAAUUCGUUGGUUUGUUCCAUGGUUAGAAAACACUGCCACAUUCAGGGUUUGUUCUAUGUGUUAAGCACAAUAUUUUAUAGGGAAGGUAUGAGACAUAGGUAAUCAACUAUGAAUUCCCAAGUGCUUGACAAUUUCUUUUGAAUUGCAGCUUUCAAAAACAUUGCCAAAAAUGUCUAAUGUCUUUGAAAUUGCUUAUCUUUAACCAAAUACUUAAACCAAUUCCAAACCCCUCGUGUCAUAGCAACAUCUGAGGUAAAUCCAGGCAUCUUGUUAUGGAGUCAAUAAACCAAAAGGCACAGUAGAAUUUUCAUACAGAAGUGCUUAGCUGAAUGAGACCUAAUUAAAGCCAAAUCUAAGCCAAGGGUAACGAGAGUACUGCAAAGUCAUGUUUAUGUCACAGAGUAUCUUCAAAAGUCUUAGAAACACAGGUGCUAAGUGCCAUGAAACAGACAAGUCAGCCUAUGCUUGAGGUCUAGGAUAAAGACUGCAGCAUGUUAGGGUUGUGUUUGGUGGGGUUUGUUUUGUGGAUUGUUGUUGGUUGGUUGGGAUUUUUUCUUUUUUUGUUAUUUAAAUAUAGCUUAGUUUUUUUGAGAACUAAGCUGAUUGUAUUUUAAACUUUUUUCAAUAUUAUGAAUGUCACAGUAACAAUCAAAUUAGACACCGAUUUCUUCCUGUUUCAACCAUGUAGCCUUUGCUGAACUUGCAUAAAAUCUGUCAGCGCAGAUGUUGAGGCAUGUUCCCUAGUGAUGUAAUAUUGUAAUGAAUGAUCCUAUUAAGCUCUCUUUACAUUAGUUUAAGAUUUUAAUUUAUGUAAAUCAUAAGACUUUCAGAGCAACUGUAUGUUGUAUCUUGUCACAAUCUAAUUGUUAAUUCUUAUGUCAGAGGUCCUUUGCAAGUAGUCAUAUGCACAUCAAAAUAUAAAAUAUUACUGUGCAUCUGCUUUCUGGCGAAACCAAAUUUAGGUCCUCUUAACCUUCCUUUUCUCUUAGUGAGUAUGUAAGAGUUGUUUUAUCUCCUGAAUAUUCUUUUAAAGGUAAGAGGAAGGGCAUCUUUUAGGCAGUGCAGAAAAGCUUACAUUACAAAUCUGUACCUCUGUUCUUGAACUGUAUAAAAGGAAUGAACAGAUUGUCUUGGGUUUUAAAAGCAGAGUAACAGGAAACCUUUAGCUGAUAUAUUUUACGUUCUCCUCUUACUGAAGUUUUGAGUUGGCCACAUGAAGUGGAAUAGAGUGGAGGCUGUAUGGUGGCAUAGCAAUGUGGACAACAGUGUUGCUCUUGCCUGCUCCUGUUCAAGUCUACUAAAAACUGAAAUCAUUCAGAGCAGGUUCUAAAAAUGCAGGAUGUUGUCUGGGAGCUGGAGUUUUAAGCAAGUUCUGAAAAAUGCUAGAAUUUCUAAAUGCUCAGUCUCGUUGAAUGCUGUGUAACUCUGUAAAUAAUUAGUUUCAUUUUUUUU
Messenger RNA from Harpia harpyja (harpy eagle), 5102 nucleotides. RefSeq names its product translocating chain-associated membrane protein 1-like 1. Bases 228 to 1250 code for a protein of 340 amino acids. The transcript has 11 exons. Lineage: Eukaryota; Metazoa; Chordata; Aves; Accipitriformes; Accipitridae. Gene Ontology annotation, cellular component: endoplasmic reticulum membrane. The record is from RefSeq and is a predicted model, not a curated record. Gene Ontology annotation, biological process: protein insertion into ER membrane; SRP-dependent cotranslational protein targeting to membrane, translocation.